Messenger RNA from Saccharomyces kudriavzevii IFO 1802, 1314 nucleotides. RefSeq names its product oxysterol-binding protein related protein OSH7 (gene OSH7). Gene Ontology annotation, molecular function: sterol binding. Gene Ontology annotation, cellular component: cortical endoplasmic reticulum; cytosol; membrane. NCBI's taxonomy places the organism in Eukaryota, Fungi, Ascomycota, Saccharomycetes, Saccharomycetales, Saccharomycetaceae. Bases 1 to 1314 code for a protein of 437 amino acids. The transcript has a single exon. The record is from RefSeq and is a predicted model, not a curated record.
AUGGCUCUUAAUAAAUUAAUGAAUAUACCCGCUUUAACAAACAGCUCUCAUAGCUCCAUCAACGGCACCACAUACAAUGGUCCGAACUCGAAAUCGAAUGGGUCAGACACGGAUGAUAUUGAUGAGAAUGAUGAAUCCGGGCAAAGCAUUUUAUUAAAUAUUAUUUCUCAGCUAAAGCCCGGUUGUGAUUUAUCAAGAAUCACAUUACCGACUUUUAUCUUGGAAAAAAAAUCAAUGUUGGAGAGAAUCACCAAUCAACUACAAUUCCCAGAUGUUCUUCUAGAAGCACAUUCCGAUAAAAACGAGCUACAAAGAUUUGUCAAAGUGGUGGCGUGGUAUUUGGCUGGAUGGCACAUUGGUCCAAGAGCGGUAAAGAAACCCUUGAACCCAAUUCUUGGAGAACAUUUCACAGCUUAUUGGGAUCUACCUAAUAAGCAACAGGCUUUUUAUAUUGCUGAACAAACGAGUCACCAUCCUCCCGAAUCGGCGUACUUUUACAUGAUCCCAGAAUCGAAUAUUCGAGUUGAUGGUGUUGUCGUGCCAAAAUCGAAAUUUUUGGGAAACUCAAGUGCCGCAAUGAUGGAGGGCUUAACUGUGCUGCAAUUUCUUGAUAUCAUAGAUGCCAACGGUAAACCAGAGAAGUAUACUCUGUCCCAACCGAACGUCUAUGCUAGGGGAAUUUUAUUUGGUAAGAUGAGGAUCGAACUUGGAGACCAUAUGAUCAUUACGGGUCCUAAUUACCAAGUGGAUAUCGAAUUCAAAACGAAGGGUUUUAUUUCCGGUACUUAUGAUGCAAUUGAAGGUAUAGUUAAGGAUUGUAAUGGCAAGGAUUAUUACCAGAUUAAUGGUAAAUGGAAUGAUGUUAUGUACAUCAAAGACUUGAGAGAAAAAAAUGCAAAAAAGACUGUGCUCUUCGACACUCAUCAGCAUUCUCCUCUAGGUCCAAAGGUACGUCCAUUGGAGGAACAGGGAGAGUACGAAUCUAGAAGGCUUUGGAAGAAGGUAACUGAUGCGCUAGCCGUGCGCGACCAUGAGGUGGCCACUGAACAAAAGUUUCAGAUCGAAAACCAUCAAAGAGAACUGGCCAAGAAGAGAAUUGAAGACGAUGUCGAAUUCCAUCCAAAACUAUUCAGAAGGGCAAACCCAGGUGAAGACUUGGAUUACUACAUUUACAAGCACAUCCCUCAGGGAAUUGAUAAGCAUGAAGAACAGAUUAGAAGUAUUUUGGAAACUGCCCCAAUUUUACCAGGACAGGCAUUCACAGAAAAAUUCUCUAUUCCAGCUUAUAAAAAGCAUAAGAUCCAAAAGAAGUGA